Molecule: messenger RNA, 480 nt
Organism: Puccinia graminis f. sp. tritici CRL 75-36-700-3
Lineage: Eukaryota; Fungi; Basidiomycota; Pucciniomycetes; Pucciniales; Pucciniaceae
Exons: 4
Coding region: 1-480 (159 amino acids)
Source: RefSeq, a predicted model, not a curated record
AUGACUACGCGGCGCGUGGGCUUGGAGACAGUACACCCCAGGGGCACUUCUUGCCGAGCGGGAUCGUGGAACCGACGAAACUCGGCUGAUCCGUGGAACCGACGAGAUCAGCUCUUAAAAAUAACCCGAAACCGAUCAGUACGGGUCAAUAUAAUCUCAAAAGGGGAAGCCCAACACACCACGGACAAUUGCAUGUCGCUCCCGCGCGGAGCGACAUCUGGGGGUUUCAUUGGGGGUUUCGUGCGCAGUCACUGCGCCUACUGCCGCAGUCACGCACGCGGAUUCGUCAAGUCGUCAAGGUUCCCCCUUGACCGGCAGGUCCAUCUGGCCACCCGGGUUCGACUCCCACUGGCUUCCUUUUUGAGGCCCCCGCCGUUUCUGCAACUGCAGCCCUACCCGAACUCACGUCGGCUCCUCGGGGCAACUUCUGAGGGGGUGAAGGAGUUAGAAUUAUGGGUACCUUUGGCUGAGGUACUCUAG